This is a messenger RNA of Porites evermanni, 5551 nucleotides long. NCBI's taxonomy places the organism in Eukaryota, Metazoa, Cnidaria, Anthozoa, Scleractinia, Poritidae. The record is from the annotation of a GenBank genome assembly.
AUGAGUUCCACGUCGCAAAAACAUCGCAAUUUUGUUAGCGAACCUAUGGGAGAAAAGGAUGUCACGGAGUUGGCGGGAAUCGGAGAAGUUCUGGGAGGAAAGCUCAAGGAAAAAGGAUUUGACAAGGCGUAUGUUGUUCUUGGACAGUUCCUCGUCCUCAAAAAAGAUCAAGAAAUGUUUAUGGACUGGAUAAAGGACGAAUGUGGAGCCAAUAAGAAGCAGGGUGGAGACUGUUAUAACUGCUUGAAGGAAUGGUGUGAUGCUUUCUUGUAAUCACAGAAUGGAGGCGGUUACAAGUAUAUGAACUUUAGUGGCCAAUCAAAGGUGUUCAAAUUGAGUUUUGUGCAGAAAGCAAUUUUAUACUCCCCAGCCCUGUGCCCUGAAGGGACCUCUAAAUUAAUAACUUAAGGUCGGUACACGCUAGGCAACAAGUUGCAGCAACAUGUCACGGCACCACAUUGCUUUGUGUGUACUGGAGAAAUUUUGUGAAAACCUUUGUCUCCGCAGCAGAAUUUUGUUGCAGCAACAUGUUGGAAAAAAUCAGAUCAGGCAGAAUUUGUGCUACUUGUUGUAGCGACAAAAUUCUGUUGCAGAGACAAAGAUUUACACAAAAAUUCUUCAGUACACAGGAAGCGAUUUGUUGCCUGCGAUUUGUCCCUGCCAUGUGUUGCUGCAACUAGUCACCUGUCCUGUACACAUAGAGUGACCUGUCACCGCGACUUGUUGCUGCAACUUAUUGCCUAGUGGGUGCUGACCGUUAAACUUCAUGUCAUAGAGUCGAAGGAUAUAUAAAUAACAAACCUAGGGAAGAUGGAAAUGUGGCAAGCUUUAAAAUAAUGAUCAAGUCAAUGAUUGGUUGUUUUCUAUACUUAUAAGUAUAUAUGUUACUCAGUGGUCACACAAUAAGCAUAAGAUUAUGCCCAGGCCAUAAAGAAGUGAUGUAGAAGUAUCAUGAGCCAUUUAAUAGAUAUAAACUUUGAGUUUCUUUCAAAUGUUGUCUUGUGUUUGUGUUAGGAUAAGGUUGUUUAACCAGUUACACUUGGUAACCGUGCAUUAUCUCACAGAACGCUUUGCUCGUCUUGCAAAACAAUUUUCGAGAGCUCCCUUGCAGGCUAUAUUUACCCUAGGUGGUGAUGUAUUGCUAGGAGGGUAUGGUUUUUAGCUUUUGACUUGAGUAGGGAAUAUGAUUUUGUAGCGGCAUGUCCUAGAUAGGGUAUUAAUAUUCUUCAUAAAGAAAGAAGCAACAGCCCUUGUGGGCUUGAUUAUCAGCCUUUGUUCAGGAAAUCAGCCUGUGUUUCUACCCUAAAAUAACUCCAGCCAUCUCUUCUUGGAUCAGACCCAAGAGAGUGGCAGAAAUCAAGCCUACUGCCCACGCAGUUUGAACCUUUGUCCUAAACAGGGUUCUAAAACAGAUUUUCCCCAUACAAUCAAACAUAGCUUCUUUUUUAGGUUUCUUUUUGUUCUUAUUCCAAAUUCUGAGUUAAGUGUCUUUCCCCCAUUCCCUGCUGUUGCUUCAAAGAAAAAAUUAUGGACAAAUGUUUGCCCUGAGAAUGUUUUUUACAUGAUUAUCAACCCUUUGAAGACAUUUGCCUCUCCUUGCAUUAGGGACAUUUUGCCAGGCAGCCAAUAGCUAACAGCUAUUGACGCCAUUUACUCAGGAAACAGAAACAGCCAAGGAAGCUCUGCCUAUCUCUACACUAUGAUAGCAAUGCUUCUAAUAUAUCGUAGGAGACUGUAGAUUGGUAUAACAACAUUACAUUGAUAUUUACACUGAAGUAAACUAAGUAAGUUGUUAACAAAAUAAACUUAUACUAGUUAUAGUUAUUGGUAAGUGCCAAAAAGCAAAGAUUAUACCUAUACACUCAUGCUGUUCAAUUUGUGUAGACAUGUAAUGAAUUGCAGUAAUUUUUAAAAAAUUAAUUGAAAAAAUACAUUGAAAUAAAUUCAAUUGCAUAAGCGAAAAAUACUGUGAUAAUAGUGCAAACUUAAAGCAAGGGGCACACAUACACCAAACCAUGGACUGGCCAGUACCUCACGCAUGCGCACAGCCAUAUCACACAGGCAGUGGCAGCCAUGGAUGCUAAAUUUCACCUUUUUUGGGGCUCAUUAUCAUGACGUAAUCAUUGAGUCAAUGAACGGGGAAAACUCGUGUCUCCAAGACCCUUUACUGCUGAGGCGACUCCUUUAAGCGCCAGCUCCACACAACACAUGUGGGAGCUGUUGCCUGGGAACCGCAAAUCAAUUCUCCCAUGACAUGCGUGGGGAAGGUAGAUCACAAGUUACUGUGAAUUGUGUGUCAGGAAAUUAAAGCAAGAAGCACACAUACACCAACCCACGUCCUGGCCAGUAUCUCACGCAUGCGUUAAGCCACAUCACCUGGGCAGUGUUUUACCCCUACUGGAGCGCAUCAUUAUGGGAUUACCAUCGGGUCUAAGAAUAGGGAAAACCUGUCUCAAAGACCCUUUAAUGCCAAAGGUAGUGCAAAGCAUUCCUUGAAGCGCCAGCUCCACACAACACGUUGGAGCUGUUGGUUGGGAACCGUGGCAGUUUUCCCAAGACAUGCGCGGAAGAGUUGGAUUAUGGGUUGGUGUAUGUUAGGCUCGAUUACCAGCUGCUGUUCGGGAAAAUGAGCCCACACUCAUCCCCCGAAAGAGCGGCUGGACGCUUGCGAUUUCCUUGGUUGGUUUAAGCCAAUCAUGUUACUGCCUGCAGAUUUUCGUCUGGCAAAGAUUGUCGCAGAAAUUAUCACAUCAAAACAGAAAGUCCUUCCUUCCCUGCUUCCUUGAUCCAUCGCAUGGCAAGGCGAUUUCAACGGCGUGAAGACACUAGGCGAAAUUCUAGAGUCCGAAAGAACACAACGUUUUGUUCGAUUGUUUGUUGUGAAUGAUUGUGGUUGGAUCUUUCCAAGGCGCUUUAGGUCUCAAUAACUGCAUUUGUUAUAGAUUUAACCGUCCACGUUUAUACUUGACAGAGGAACAUUCAAUACGCUGGAAAUUCUGUCUGGUAAAUGAGAAACUUUUCCAUUUAAUUUGGUCCGCUUCCAAGAAUCAGUCAGUUUGGAGCCACAGAAGACGCAACCAAUAUUCGAAGAUCAAAGAAAAUUAACUACAGUACAUGUCGCCGUGUAUAGAAAUGUACCGAAGAAUCUUUUUCAAAAUGUAGGGAAAUGUCCCGAAUAAACUAUUUCGAAUGUCUUUUGGGUGGCUAAGGGAACGCUUGAUGUAAUUUUGAGCCAAAUGAAUAAGAAAAUUGAAGACCGGUUUCACUUCCAGUGAUAUCGGAGACGCCUAAAUUAUCAAUUUUCCAGUUACGUCACAGACAAGGUCAACGGGUUACGCGUCCAGCCGUCUCUCUUCGGGGAGGAUCAAAGACCGGACCCAGGAGACGGAAGAGAUUGAGCCUAGGUGUAUGUGUGCCCCUCGCUUUAAGUUUGUCUUUUGAAAGUAGUGAACCAAACUUCUCUACUGCAUAACGAAUUGGAAAUUCCGACUUUACUUCCUUGCACGUUUUUUCGAGAUACUGAAUUUCCAUUUUGUUUGAAGUUGCGUACAUUAUUUUGCAUAAAAUUUAGUGGUCUUGUAACUCAAUUUAGAAUCCUCAAAAAAUCAUGUUUAAGUCCGCAAAUAUUCAACAAAUAGUUCUAUAUUUGGUCUCUUUUUAAAGCUUAAUAAGAUUUGUGGUGAGCCGAUGAAGCCAUCCAAAUUAUUUUCCUUCAGAGAUGCAAUAAAUUUUACCGCAUUGUUCCAGCAAGCAAAUUCGACAACUAUCUCCUUUGAUGCAAAUGAAUAUCCACCCGCUAAUUGGUUGAAGACAUUAUGAGCACAGGACUCACAAACAAGCACAUGGCUCGUGGAUUCUGUAUCACGUGUUUGCUCAAAAACAAUGCAUUCUCUGUUCUGCAUUACAUCACAAAUGUUGCCUUACAUUACUAUAUGUUACAUCGAUCCAAGAUUUUGUCUGCCCCUGGAACUAUCGCGCACGUCUCUAUUAGGCUGCCACCUUGCAGCCUUGCAUCUUCGCGAGGGUGCUUUUUGGCAAUCAGUAAUCUUGUGAUACAAAAGAAGUAAGCCAAAGAGAGAAAACCAGUAUUGUACAUGUAACUUACAGGUACAUUCAUUGUAGAUGAAGUAACGCAGAGAACUGCAGUGCCACGCCAAACCUGUAUCAUUGUUCAUAAAACCAAAAAAACAUUCAAUCAAUGAUUACCUUUAUUUUCCCAAACACAAUACCAUUAUUACAAGGCAACAUAAAAACACUAACAUUAAUAAUAGAUCUUUCUUGCAGUUUGCCCCACUGAGCACACCCAAUAAAACAAGGGUGAAGAAUUUUCAACAAAUUGCUGCACUUUUCAAGCCUAGCCUUGAGUUGGUACUAUUCUUCACAGGAAUACGGGCAACUGUCCAAUACAAUAUUAACAGCUUGGCUGUAUGUUUUAAGAAAAAAUAUAACAAAAAAAAUUGCAUUUCCGAAUGCAAUAAAUACUUAAAUGUUAUAAUAUAUAGUGGAGUACAUACUUUUCUACUUUUAAUGUCAACUUGAGACUUAAACCUUUCAACACUACCUUCUGGCUUGCAAAGUGAGAUACUACAUGCAAACUUGUUAUGCUCAAAAGAUGAUUUUAAUUAUUUAAGGGCAAUUUUAGAUGAAUAUUUAAUAUUAGUCAUUUAAACUUCAGUCGCAUAAUUAUACUGGUAUUUCCACAGUUGGCCAAGUUUGAAAAUUUAGGUUUCUAAGACAGGUAUUCCCUUCUAAAAUUGCCCCAUCCUCAGAGACCCAGAUGCGGUAAGUCGGGCUGGGAGAAAAGGCGCAACAAAGGUUUUCAAGCCAAGGGGAGAGCCUGUGGGUACCGACUCUCACCUGACCAUUUCCAAACACUAGCUCCUGACUGGACACAAAAAAUGCUUGGUAUUAUUAUGCCCAAUCGGCAAACAGCAUCUCCUGAUCUCUUUUUGUGAGUUCGUACACGACGGCUAUUGACAGCUUAUCUAGCUCGAGCACCAAAGAAAUGCACACAGUUUUUUCAGUCUCUAUCGUGAUUAUUCCAGUUGCUUACCUGUUCAAAUAUUAGCAAACUCUUCUGGAGCUAAAUUCCUAUCAACCAUAUCCAAGUUCAGAAAGAGAAAGAAAAUUUUGUCACUGCUUGUUUACAUCCUCCAAAAACAUGAAAUUUGGCAUUUUCACAUGGUUGUCGUGCAGUGACGGCAAAUAAAUGUACAAAAAAGCCUGAUGUACGUGUAAAGUCAAGUCAAGCCUUGUCAAGACAUUGCUUUUUUGGCGUUCUUGUCGUUGUCGCUGUCGUGGCAUCUUACAGUCCCUGAUAAUUACAAUCCCUUGUUAUCGGUCAGAAACAGAAUUUUCUCGGUGCAAAUCAAAUUGAUAGCAUGCAAAAUGUUUUUUUCAACUCAUUGGUAGGUCCUCCGUUUUUGAUUUGGAAGUUUCCCUUGCAAGCACAACCUUGGUGAACAAACCAGACAAGUAUGGUGAGACAAUAGCCAUUGUGUACAUACACACGAAAAGAACUCAGGAGAUGCUGUUCGCCGAUUGGGCACAA